This is a messenger RNA of Lepisosteus oculatus (spotted gar), 1058 nucleotides long. The record is from RefSeq and is a predicted model, not a curated record. Lineage: Eukaryota; Metazoa; Chordata; Actinopteri; Semionotiformes; Lepisosteidae.
AUGGCGGACCUCUCCCUGGACGAGCUGAUACGGCUGCGAGGUCUGAACGGCAAAGGAAACGCCAGAAUCGCGUCGACCAAAUUCGCUUUAUUAAAACAGCCCAAAACAAUGAAAGUUAACCGGCUGAGCACGUCUGCUCGGUGGCAGAACAAAGAGAGGGUCUGGGCUUUUCUCCGUGUCUGUCUCCCAGCCUCGGGAACGUUCCCCCUGAAAGACGCCCGCGAGAAGCUCACGCAGAAGGACGCGCGGCUCCGGAUCCGGGGCGCGGUGCAGGACGCCAGGGAGAUGAUAAACUCCCGGAAGCAGCAGCAGCAGCACGGCCAGCCGGCCGCCGUCAGGACGGCGCAGAUCCCCCCGCACCAGCAAGGGUUAAACUCCCGGGUGGGCGGGGCCCCGGCAGUGGGCGGGGUCAAGAAGGUGGUGGACGCCCGCGAUAGGCUGAGCCUCAAGCGGAGCAUUGCAGUGGCCACGCCCACCGUGGGGGCGGCCAUGCCCACCGUGAAGAUCACCAAGACGAUACAGCAGAGGCCCGUGGGACUGACCAGCGGCGUCCGGAUCAACAUGGCGACGCGAUCGGUGCCGGGACCGCAGGUGCUCUCGGGCGAGGAGGACGAGGGACCCUCCAUCAUUCCCAGCAAGCAGAUGAAGAUCACGACGACCAACGACCUGGCGCAGAUGCGGCCAGGAGCCAGUGGUUCCCUGUUCUCCCUCCCUGGGCCCCUGACCAAGGUGGUCCAGAACGACACGUACACGGCACCCCCCUCCGCGCCCGCUGCCCCCCUCCUGACCUCGGGGUCCCAGGCUGCUCCGCUGCGGACCCACGCCCUCCAGGCGGUCUCCCGCACGCUCGUCAACCAUCCACAAGGGGGCGGUACAGAGAGCACUGCGAGCACGCCCCCACAGCCCGUCUUCAGUCCAUUAGAAGGGACCAAGAUGACUGUGAACAACCUGCACUCCCGGGUCACUGAGGAGGACAUUGUGGUAAAUAGCACUCCUUUACAGUAUAUUACACUAGUGCAGCACAUGACACCUCUGAUACAGUGAGUGAAUAAGACUCU